This is a messenger RNA of Varanus komodoensis (Komodo dragon), 945 nucleotides long. Its product is annotated as cyclin-dependent kinase 5 activator 1-like. The coding region runs from base 1 to 945 and encodes 314 amino acids. The transcript has a single exon. NCBI's taxonomy places the organism in Eukaryota, Metazoa, Chordata, Lepidosauria, Squamata, Varanidae. Gene Ontology annotation, molecular function: protein kinase binding; cyclin-dependent protein serine/threonine kinase activator activity. The record is from RefSeq and is a predicted model, not a curated record. Gene Ontology annotation, cellular component: cytoplasm; protein kinase 5 complex. Gene Ontology annotation, biological process: activation of protein kinase activity; brain development; positive regulation of cyclin-dependent protein serine/threonine kinase activity.
AUGGGCACCGUGCUGUCCCUGUCGCCGGGGCUGCGGAAGGCCAGCCUCUACGAGGACGGCUCCUCCAGCUCGCUGGGCCCCUACGCGGGGCUGCCGGGCGCCAAGGGCGGCGGGCCGAAGGCCGAGAAGGGGCUCAAGAGGCACUCCGUGCUCAUCCCGGCCCUGACCUGGAAGCGGCUGGUGGCCUCCACCAAGAAGAAGGGCUCCCGCGUGGGCGGCAAGGGCCCCUCACACAACAACAACAACAACCGCCCCCAGGCCAAGGACGUGGCCCUCCUCAACCACGAGAACGCCAAGAAGUCGCUCUCGUGCGCCAACCUCGCCAGCUUCGACGGGGGCGGGCAGCCGCUGGCCCCGCUCAGCUCCAAGCGCGUCUCGGCCCCCUCGGUCUGCUCCGCGCUCAAGCCCGGCGGCGGCGGCGGCCCCGCCUCGUCCCCCCGCCGGGUCAUCGUCCAGGCCUCCACCAGCGAGCUGCUGCGCUGCCUGGGCACCUUCCUCGCCCGGCGCUGCUUCCGCCUGAAGCACCUGUCGCCCACGGAGCCCAUCCUGUGGCUGCGCAGCGUGGACCGCUCGCUCCUGCUGCAGGGCUGGCAGGACCAGGCCUUCGUCACGCCCGCCAACGUGGUCUUCGUCUACCUGCUGUGCCGCGAGACCAUCGACGGGGACGCGGUGGCCAGCGAGCACGAGCUCCAGGCGGCCCUGCUCACCUGCCUGUACCUGUCCUACUCCUACAUGGGCAACGAGAUCUCCUACCCGCUCAAGCCCUUCCUGGUGGAGGCCUCCAAGGACGCCUUCUGGAACCGGUGCCUUCGCAUCAUCAACGCCAUGAGUGCCAAAAUGCUCCGGAUCAACGCCGACCCGCACUACUUCACCCAGGUCUUCGCCGACCUCAAGAACGAAGGCAGCGGCCCCCAGGAGGACUUCGCCCGGGUCCUGGACCGGUGA